AUGGCCCAGCAGGUAAAGGUAGCAGGAGGCGCAGUCAGGAGCCACCAGGACUGUGCAGACCUUUACUCUGAUAUGGCGACCGUCAGCUCCAGUGCAGAUAUAGGAGAGUCGGUGAGGAAGGGCUCAUUGUGUGAGACCUCCAUGGGUGUCGGCCUUGGCAGGCGGAGCAGGGCCUUCCCCUCCCCGGCCAGGAGACGACACCGCACCACCUUCAGCCACAAGCAGCUGGAACAUCUGGAAGUGGCCUUUGGACAAAACCAGUACCCUGACAUCUACUACAGAGAGGAGCUGGCUCGUAUUACCAAGCUCAACGAGGCUCGCAUACAGGUUUGGUUUCAGAACAGAAGAGCGAAACAGCGGAAGCAGGAGCGAGCCUCUCAGAAAGUUAUCCCUGUGGGUGUGAUGCCAGGCCACAGGGCGCUACUUGGAGGCAUGCACGUCCAGCCCUCCAGCAUGACCCGACAGUACUAUAGUCAGUCCCUGGCUCACAUCCCCCGCCUCCCCCCCAUGCUGCCCUCUGGGGCGUACUCCUGCCACCCAGGACCGGUGGGCCAGUGCCCCUGCCCCAGCAUCCCACCACAGCCAGCCACCCAGCGGCAGCAUGAGGACUGGUACAGCCCGCUGAGGAGCAACCUCACCUCCCCCAUGUUCUCACUGGCCUCAAUGCAGCCUCUAGAUCCUGCCUCACACUGGAGCUGA
Messenger RNA from Cottoperca gobio, 699 nucleotides. It is a transcript of the gene prop1, whose product is annotated as PROP paired-like homeobox 1. The coding region runs from base 1 to 699 and encodes 232 amino acids. Gene Ontology annotation, biological process: regulation of transcription by RNA polymerase II. Gene Ontology annotation, molecular function: RNA polymerase II transcription regulatory region sequence-specific DNA binding; DNA-binding transcription factor activity, RNA polymerase II-specific. The record is from RefSeq and is a predicted model, not a curated record. The transcript has 3 exons. NCBI's taxonomy places the organism in Eukaryota, Metazoa, Chordata, Actinopteri, Perciformes, Bovichtidae.